GAAACGCGAGGAAGUGAAGGCGACUCAAUUGGGUAUAAAGCAUCAGCCAACAUCUGCCCCGAGCAGUGCAAAGCUGAUGAAAACAUCAGCUCGGAGCUCUAACAGGACGUCCACGCUCCAUUUUAUUUCCUGUGGAUUUAUAAUUUGGUAUUACCGAGUCGGUGCACCCGGAGAGACGCAUCUAUUUUCUCCAUUUAAACUGAAUGAGACUCUUUACUAGAGACUAUACUGGAAUUAACUGAUAUCCACACAUCGUCUUGCGCACCUGUUACCUCCACGGAGAGCAGGACCAUGAUCCCUCCGGGAGACUGCAUGUAUGCGGGCAGAAAGAGGAGGAAGCCCGUCCAAAAACAGAAGCCGUCCUCAGCCAAUGAGAAAACCAACCCGUCCAAGCGGCACCGGGACAGGCUGAACGCCGAGCUGGACCGGCUGGCCAGCCUGCUGCCGUUCCCCCCGGAUGUCAUCUCCAAGUUGGACAAGCUGUCGGUGCUGCGCCUCGCCGUCUCCUACCUCCGUGUCAAGAGUUUCUUCCAAGCAAACCAAGACAAAUCCUCCAGGAAGCACAUCAUCAGCCCUGCAUCGUCUAACCCCGAGCCCAGGAAAGAGAGCCUGCCGCUGGGCACCACCGUCACUGAAAGCAACCUCCUUCUGGAAUCUCUGACAGGCUUUGCCUUGGUGGUGAGCAGCGAUGGGAUGGUCUUUUACGCUUCCUCCACUAUUGUGGACUAUCUUGGCUUCCAUCAGACGGAUGUGAUGCACCAGAAUGUGUUUGACUACAUCCACAUCGACGACCGCCAGGAGUUCAGACGCCAGCUCCACUGGGCCAUGUGUCCUCCGCAGCACCAGGCGCCAUCGCAGCACCAGGAGAGCCAGCUAGCUCCAGGGACUGGUGAGGACUAUGUUGUGAGCAGCCUGUUCCAUUCUCCGGAGGCGGGGGGGAUUCCUCCUGAGCUUUCCUCCUUCCUUAACAGAUGUUUCAUAGCCAGGGUCCGCUGCCUGUUGGACAGCACCUCUGGAUUCUUGACUAUGCAGUUCCAGGGCCGGCUGAAGUUUCUCCACGGGCAGAAAAAGAAGUCGGCCUCCGGAGCUCUGCUGCCUCCGCAGCUGGCUCUUUUCUGUGUAGCCGUACCUCUCCUACUGCCAUCCAUCACUGAGAUGAAGAUGAAGACCAUGUUGAUGAGGGGAAAGAGCAAGGGAGGAGGAGGAGGAGGACUCAUCUCUGCACUGGAGCACGGUGAGCGAGGGGAGCACCUCCGGCGGCACUCUCUCAGUGGAGGAAUGGGUGACAUUGGAGACCCUCUCCUCCUAUCCUGCCCCACUCCUGGUGGUGGCCAGCGAGGUCACCACACCCCCUGGACCCCCCUCUCCAAAGACAACCUCAAGUACCGCCCUGAUGGUUAUUAUAACCAGGAGGAACCCCUCAACUACUGCAAAACUUCCAUGGCUCCCCACAAAGGCCUCAGCCCAGGCCUGGGUGGAGGGUGGCCUCUGCGCCCCAGCUCAGGACCCCUCAGAGCAGGUCAGGGCAUUGGUUACAUCCCUUCCAACCGUUUGAAUAAAGCUGGGCAAUAUGGGAAGCCAUACCGCCUUUCCCCUAGCUGCCACAGCAGCAGAGGCAGCGAGGUGUUUGUCUCUAAGCUCUACGGGAACCUCCAGAGUCCCACAGAUCCAGACGUCUACUGCGUGGACCUGGUCAAGAGCGAGAACGGCUAUGGUGAAUGCUACGAUGGCCAUCUGAUGCCUGAGAUGCCGCCCAUCAAGGUGGAGCACGACUCGGACUCAGAGAACGGCUGCGAUGCCUACGGGCGACCAUGGGCUUGUCGCGAUCCAGAGUCUAUCGAUCGCCGUUUCGGAAACGGGGUAUACGACCCAAGCACCGGCCUCCAGCUCAAAUCAGAGGGAGAUUACUAUGAUCAGCAAUACUCGCCUUGCCAGCGAGGGAAAGCAGGGAUCAGCCCGCCAUACAACAACGGCCACUAUCAGAACUAUGCAAUCAACAACAGCGGGAACGCUGCUGGACGUUUGUUGAAGUGCGACAAAGACAUGGGCAAUAGCAACAACGACAACCAGUUUAGUCCUCAGAGACUUGCUCACUCAGACCCUCUGUGCAGCAGUCAAUCCAUCAACCUCAUGGACUCGCACCUCUAUCCAGGCGCUACACUGGACCCCCACAAGGCCUACAUGCCCCAGGACUAUAACAAGCAUGGCAGUUAUGAGUUCAAAGGUCAUGGGCUUAUCCAUUCAAUCAAGCGGGAGCCCAUGGACUCUCCCCCGUGGUCAGAAAGUGGUCAUGACAUGGGUCAGUCCAUGAUGGUCGGUCCGAGGAACGUUAUGCCAUGUGUGAUGAGCACAGGGCACCACAAAUCCAACCCCUACAUAUAUAUGCAAUAAAAGACUGGCCAAUGCAUCCCUGUAAAACUUCACAUAAGUACUUACUCCCUCCCACAAUCUGAGUAUGUACAUUGUAGUACAUGAUACUUUUAUCAGUUUCAGACUACCAUGAACUGUCUUUGAUUAUAAGGACUCCCACAAUAUUAGCGUUUAAAUUACUUCUUCGAUUUGAUGAAGAGGUCACAAACAAGGCUCAGGUUGACAGACUAGCGUUGUGACAAUCAAAAUCAAUCAUUUCGAUCCAGUUUUUGGGAUAUUUGCAUUCGUUUCUAAGGAGUAAAUUUUGUAGUUAUCAUUUCCAGGCACUUUUGGAUAUAGUGACUAUGACGCGAGUCUUGUCUAGACACACAGUUUUGUUUUGUUCUUUUGUGUUGUGUACACCUGGCUUUUGUGGGGGGUUGAACAAGUUUGUUUUUUUUUUCGCUGUAAAAAGAUUGUUGUUUUAUUAUUUACUUUGUACACAGGAGGCGACUUUAGCCCUUCUGGGCUUAUUCAGGAGAGAUGGGUGAUUUGGAAAAGCACAUUUGGGAGUCAAUGGCAACAACAUAAGGAGCAACCAGUCUUGAUGACUUAAAUAUACCCACAAGAUUUGUUCAUAAUCUCUAUUGCCAUGAAAUUUAGUUUAACAAUGUAAAUAAGGGUAGCAGGGUGGCGCAUUCUGUGACUUCUGACCUUCUUGUGGAGGCAGGACAAGAGGAUUUCCUGUAGGAUUGAAUUAGAAUAUCAAAUUAAAUGAGAGGUCAGAUACCUAUAACUUGUGGCUGUAUUGUCUAUGCACUAUCAUCAAUUUAAACAUGUAAAAAGCUACAGUAGCACCAAUCCGUGACAGCAUGAGACCCGAGGUGACCUUACUUGUUGACCAUUUACCAAACGAGAUGUUUUGCAUGCCGCUGGCUAAACCGAAUAUUACAAGUAACUGAAGGAUUGUUCAGACCAGUUUUGUGUAUGUAUGUGUGCCUGAGUGAGUGAGUGUGUGUGUGUGUGUGUGUGUGUGUGUGUGUGAGGGAGCUUGUGUGUUGGGGGGGAGGGUCAUCUAGUUCUCAUGGAAGGAAAAGAAGGCAGUCCAUUGUUUUUGAGGUUCGAGUUUUUCUUGUUAUGCGCACAAACUUUCAUCAUUUGAAGUCACCACCGUGAAACCCCUGUCAAGCAUACAAUAUUAUAUUAAUUUAUGUCAUUUUAUGUCAAAACUAAUGUUGUACAGCUUUGGAUUAGCGUUUAUGGCAAGAUCAGCAUUUCAACUUGAUUAUAGCCUAUCUCACUGCAGCAUUGUCAUGUUUCCAUUGAAAUGAAUAUACACAUUUUGUAUUGUGUCUGUAAAGUAAAAAAAAAAAUCAUCAGUUAUAGUCUUCACAAUCAGUAUUUUUUGCACAACUGAAUUAAAAGCACCAAAUUAUGAGUCAAUAUCAAAGUCUCAGUUUCUGUGAAGCUACUGUUGUAGUUUCUGAGUUGCACUAUUGGGAGUACUUCAGUUCAAGUUCAGCCUACCCAGACAGGUUGUCGACUCGACACGCACAACUGCAAGUGGUGUCACCUUUUUGAAUUUAUCUUUCUUUUUGUGUGUUCUGUUCAGUAAAUGUUUGAUGAUUCGUAUUUAUUGUAAGAGGCAGAAGUGUAUAUUUAAAAAUUAAAGUUUUGAAGGCUUUGCUGUCUCACUAAGGACAAUAAAUAAGGCUUUUUCUUCUGUAUCUUUUUGAUAAAUGUUAACAAGACUCUCGAAAACAGGCUUGUCUCACGGAGGAGGUAGCUGCAAGGUAGCGAACACAGUGUACAGACUGCAGUGUCUUCCAAUGUUUCUAUGUGUUUUUGCAAAUGGGACUUCUCUAUUAAAAGACUGUUCUUUAUAUGGAAAA
Molecule: messenger RNA, 4241 nt
Organism: Myripristis murdjan (pinecone soldierfish)
Lineage: Eukaryota; Metazoa; Chordata; Actinopteri; Holocentriformes; Holocentridae
Gene: ahrra
Product: aryl-hydrocarbon receptor repressor a
Exons: 9
Coding region: 292-2391 (699 amino acids)
Biological process (GO): xenobiotic metabolic process; regulation of transcription by RNA polymerase II; response to xenobiotic stimulus
Cellular component (GO): nucleus; aryl hydrocarbon receptor complex
Molecular function (GO): transcription cis-regulatory region binding; protein dimerization activity; nuclear receptor activity
Source: RefSeq, a predicted model, not a curated record